AUGUCUGCCACUUCAAGCGAGCCAGAUAUUCUGCUAUCUCGCAGGUUAAUUGUUGAUGAAGGAGCUGAAGUAAUGGCCAAUGUGCCUGAUGAUUCUACCGGAGUUCACGAGGAAGCACGAGACAAGGAGUCUUUGAGGGACAACCCCCCAGUUACUGAGACAUCUACUGCUUCCCACGAGAUGCAAGGACGUCUAUUGCACGCCUCAACAAUUGAUCGUGCCACCAGGGUAUGCUUGCCACCACCCAUCAUUUCCGUUGGUGAUCCUUGUGAUUAUGAGCACAUAUUUCCUGAAGAUCCAAUGUAUCACGAGCUAGAUGAAAAUGCUUGUGUCUGGAGGGUGUAUAUGGAGGAGGCUGCAGAAUUUGAUGCAGACAUGUUUGUCAAAGCUGCAGAUGGCCUAGAUGCCCUUCUUGUAUUUGCUGGUCUUUUCUCUGCUGUGUUGACCACCUUUGUUGUUCAAACAUCUCAAGCACUGUCUACUGACGCAGUCUCUGCAUCCCUCCUCACAGAGCUUGUUGCAAUUCAACGGGCAAUUGCAGGAGGAACAUCAGGCUUGUGA
Messenger RNA from Pleurotus ostreatus (oyster mushroom), 561 nucleotides. RefSeq lists its product as uncharacterized. The record is from RefSeq and is a predicted model, not a curated record. The transcript is spliced from 5 exons. NCBI's taxonomy places the organism in Eukaryota, Fungi, Basidiomycota, Agaricomycetes, Agaricales, Pleurotaceae. Bases 1 to 561 code for a protein of 186 amino acids.